AUGGGAGAACGGUCGGCCUCGCGACCGCCGCCUCGCAAUCAGCAGCCGCCCCAAAGAACCAAGGAAGGCAGGCCGGGAGAUCGACGAGCGGAGAGUGUGCCGGUACGAUCAGUCCAUUCCAGGCUCGGUCCAUAUAUCGCGCGCCGAUCCGCGAGAGAGCGACUGGGAGAAAGAGAGCCCAUUCGCGUACCGGUGGGACCGCCGAAUCAAGAAGCUGUCCGAGAAAGGGCUCGAAGAACUAGGACUCGGGCGCGACGGUCCGAGCGGCCUAGACGUAACAAUGACCAACCAGCUGAGUCAGAGGCCGGUGAAAGCACGAAGUCCACGGGGAAUCACAAGCAAAAUGAGGAGAAUGUGGCUCAACUGGCCCGAGAGGUGCAAAAUCUGAAGGAACAAAUGGAGGGAAGGACCAAAUCCCCCGGGCGAACGUUGCUCAUUGCUUUGCCCUUCUCCUCCGAGAUCAUGUCUUACAAAGUACCCGGCGACUUCAAGUUCCCGGAACAGGCCACCUUUGACGGAUUCGGCGACCCACGAGAGCAUUUAUUAAGCUACCAGGCCAAGAUGCAAGUCUUAGGAGUUCGAGACCCGGUAAUGUGUCGCGCCUUUUUGCCGACACUAAAAGGACCAGCACAAAGAUGGUUGGUAGCCUUGCCCCCCGGAUCGAUACGCAACUUUGAAGAGCUGGCCGAUUGCUUCAUGAGUCACUACGCGGCCAACAUCAAGCCACAAAAGGAUUUGACCCAUCUAGGGGACGUUUACCAAGAGGAGGGCGAAUCUCUUAAAACUUACUUAGCCCGGUGGCAGAAGGAAAUCCAGUCUGUCGAGGAGGUCGAGGACCAGACCGCCCUCACCUUCUUCAUCGAAUCUUUACGGUCCGGGCAAUUAUAUCGCGACCUAUGUGACAAUCGACCCGCCACCUACGCAGAAGCCAUACAUAUGGCCAAUAAAAGAGCUAACACGGAGCAGGCCAUGAAGCACAAGCGACAGCGCGAGGUCGGAGGUUUUGCCAGCGGAAAGAGAACCCGCGCAGAGACUAAGGAAAGACGCCCGGAAGCACCUAGGCGACCUGAAGCCAGGCGCCCAUACGACUGGCUCGUCGUCCAUCCCUAUAGGAAGACUCCCCAACAUCCGGUGCACGAGGUACAAGCAGUCGCGCCUCCUUCACCUCCCCCAAUUGAGGAGCGCGCGGCGAACGAAGAACCAGGUAAGAUAUCUAAGUACUAUUGUUAUCACAAAUCUUACACUCACAGCACGGAAGAGUGCUAUUACUUGAAGAAAAUCAUGAAGGAGAUCAUCUAG
Ipomoea nil (Japanese morning glory) is the source of this 1299-nucleotide messenger RNA. RefSeq lists its product as uncharacterized. The coding region runs from base 1 to 1299 and encodes 432 amino acids. NCBI's taxonomy places the organism in Eukaryota, Viridiplantae, Streptophyta, Magnoliopsida, Solanales, Convolvulaceae. The record is from RefSeq and is a predicted model, not a curated record. The transcript has a single exon.